AUGAUAUGGAUCACUCUGACUACUGAAACCUUUAACAUGCUUUUCACGUCCAGUUCUACGAUCGUAAAGCAUGGGCUAGAUACUCUUCUUAGGAUUCCAUUUUUUUUAGUACUCGCUGCUCCAUGGAUCUCUCUCAUCAUGAAGUCUCGGAUUACAAAAAUUAUAUUCAAUUUAGGAUUGAUCGAUGCAGAACUGGAGAAGUAUUUUUACUAUCAAAAACAUCAACUUGUUCAUCUGCUUGCAACGCUAUUCACUAUAAUGAGUUGUUUCUUUCCGGUAGUAAUCUUAGCGUCCAUUAGAGGAGUUGCAUUCUGGAUCAAUAAUUUUAGUGUCAUCACAUUCAUUGCAUAUACAUGGACAGGUGGUUUAUUCUUUUCAGCUAUUUUUAAUUUACUAAUUUAUAGCGUUGUCCUUCGUUUAGAAGCCAUAAAUUAUUUGCUACAACAAAUUUCCAAUUCGGAAAAAUUACAAUCUGAAAUUCUGGAUGAGCACGUUGCAAAAAAAAUGCGCCUCAUUGAAAGCUUAAGCAAUUUACACGACAUACUUUGUGAUGUGGCAACACAUUGCACAACAUGCUUUGCGGUUCCGAUUGUAUUAGUAAUGCUCCAUAUAUUGAUUCUUCAAAUCUUGACCGCAUUUGCUUUCCUUCGCGUUGUUUUCUAUCAUUUGGAUGCUGCUGAACUAAACGAUUCGGUUUUCUACAUGAUUGGAGCGGUGAGUUAUAGUCUCCUUUCGACCUCAUGCAUUUUGUUAGCUGGCGUUCUUCGGAGACACACCAUCAUUACUUGGAAGCUAACGCAUCGAAUUAUCAAUGUGACUAAAUCAAUUCUGAUUGAGGACAGAUUGCAAAGAUUCUCGGAACAAAUGAACCAUCGUGUACCAAACGUAGAUUGCUGGUUUUUCGUUCUUGAUUGGCCAUUUUUUUUAAAAGUAUGCAGUGAAGCAGCCACGUACUUAAUAAUAUUGAUACAGUUUGAGUCCAAGCUAUAA
Messenger RNA from Anopheles nili, 990 nucleotides. RefSeq lists its product as uncharacterized. Lineage: Eukaryota; Metazoa; Arthropoda; Insecta; Diptera; Culicidae. Gene Ontology annotation, biological process: sensory perception of taste. The record is from RefSeq and is a predicted model, not a curated record. The coding region runs from base 1 to 990 and encodes 329 amino acids. The transcript is spliced from 5 exons. Gene Ontology annotation, cellular component: membrane; dendrite; neuronal cell body.